GCUUUACAGUCUUCCAUUUUAUUUUUGGAACUAUCUGAUGUGAAACUUUUUUUCUUUUGUUUUCUUUCAGGCAUGCACUGAAUCUCCAACGGCCUUGACAUUCUACUCCUGUUCAAAUCUGAAAGUGGAGAACUUGAAGCUACUAAACAGCCAACAAAUCCACAUGUCAGUGGAGGAUUGCACAAAUGUUAGGAUCUCUGGCCUGACAAUCACAGCACCAGGCACUAGCCCAAACACCGAUGGCAUCCAUAUCACCAGAAGUAAAAAUGUACAAGUGACAGGCUGCACAAUCAAGACCGGGGACGAUUGCAUGUCGAUCGAGGAUGGAACUGAGAACCUCCAUGUCAAGAACAUGGUGUGCGGACCAGGACACGGCAUCAGCAUCGGGAGCCUAGGCGAUCACAACUCUGAAGCUCAUGUCAACAAUGUCACCAUCGGCACUGUCAGGCUAUAUGGCACAACCAACGGAGCUCGCAUCAAGACAUGGCAGGGUGGUCGGGGGUACGCGAAGUACAUUGUUUUCCAGAACAUGAUCAUGGAAAAUGUUUGGAACCCCGUCAUUAUCGAUCAAAACUACUGUGACUCUGCAACACCAUGCAAGAAACAGACAUCUGCAGUUCAGAUUAGCAAUGUGGUCUUCAAGAACAUCAGGGGCACAAGUGCUUCCAAGGAGGCUAUCAAGCUGGACUGCAGCAGAAAUGUACCUUGCCAAGGCAUAACCUUGAAUGAUGUCAAGCUCACUGUCAAGGGAGGUGGUGGUGAUGCGAAGAGCACUUGCCGAAACGCAAAAUGGAAGAAAUCAGGGACAGUUGUUCCACAGCCUUGUGCUUCCACAACAACUGUAUGACCAGCCAAUCCAGCCAACACGCUAAUUCUACUAGCACAAGGAAAAAAAUAAAUUAGAGUGGGCUUUGAUACAAUAUCACUUCAGAUACCUUACUUCAAAAUGGCAUUUGCAUAUUUGUAUAUUUAGCUCAUUUUUUCCCCAUUAGGUGGUUUUAAGCCCACUAUUAUUUCUCUACCACUCUUUAAAUUCCAUAGCUAUCUAUUACGCACACAGGAAAUGAACCAAACUACCCCAUCCCCAGUUCAAUUAAAACGGCUAGAUCCAACCACACACCUAAACUCGUGUAGCGUAGCCACUGCUGUAUUGUGAAAGCUCGAACUGCCGCGGUCUUUUUUUUGUUACCACAAAGGAUGACUUCCUUUGACGUGCCAAUUAUUACUAAUCAUAAACAAAUGACUUUUGUACGAAUUCAAAUAUCAACGCUCUCCUUAGAAUAUGGUAUUUGUCAGGUUGCUUUGCAACAACUACCUGCUUCUUUACAGAACAAUUUCACUCAUGUGUUCGUCUAGGAGGCAUUAGCAUGAUGCAAUAAUUUUACACAAGCAUACGUGUGAGGCAAGAGGACAUAAGAGACUGAGUUGGAAACAUGAUCUAAGCGUUCUAAAAUAGGGGAAAUUAUUUUCUAUAUAUCUAUUCCU
Molecule: messenger RNA, 1485 nt
Organism: Oryza sativa Japonica Group (Japanese rice)
Lineage: Eukaryota; Viridiplantae; Streptophyta; Magnoliopsida; Poales; Poaceae
Product: polygalacturonase
Biological process (GO): carbohydrate metabolic process
Molecular function (GO): polygalacturonase activity
Source: RefSeq, a predicted model, not a curated record